AUGCAAGGACCUGGAAGCCCGCCCGCGUGCGAGAAAAAACAAAUAUUCUUAACUACAGCAGAUUCCGUGCACGGCUACUGGAAUGCUUCUGCAGAUGGCGAAGGCUGCUGCCAAAGCACGCAUGAACAGGAUGUGGCAAAAAGUUUCUUUGGCUUGAUAGAACUGGAGGGCUGGGAAGCUAAUGAUGACCCACGGGAGAAACACGCCAAACGUCGCAGCUGUAGAUUUUUAUCUCUUACUAAGCCGUUUGAUGAUCUGACAAUGGAUGAGUACUACAUGCUAAAGAUGACGCGGCUAAGAACCUUCCUGUGCAAAACCGGCAGAAGCGCAAUUGCCUUUGAAGAAGUAGUUGCUGCGACUAGGAAGCGUCUCGUAGAUAACUUUGUCUCCAAACAUCGAUAUACCCCACGGGCACCGGCACCCGUCGCAGCCGAUCAGACUUGCCAACCUUCCGAAAGCUCAUAG
Centrocercus urophasianus (Greater sage-grouse) is the source of this 465-nucleotide messenger RNA. Its product is annotated as baculoviral IAP repeat-containing protein 5.1-like. Lineage: Eukaryota; Metazoa; Chordata; Aves; Galliformes; Phasianidae. The record is from RefSeq and is a predicted model, not a curated record.